UCAUUGACCAUAUUUAUCAAGAUUUUGCAUCAAGGCGGGAGAAUGUGGUCAAACAAGAGACAAUGAGUUCUUAAUCAUAAAUGUAUUAGUGAGCUUGAACAUAUUGAGACGUCAACACGUUAUGAAGGUCCUCAUAUCGGGUCACGUGACCUGAGGCUCAGGUGAGUCUGAACUCGUCGGCUCGUCAAUGGGGGACCGCGCAUGCGUGAGAGGUCGCGCUCAUCAGAGGAUGCUUGGCGCGCUUCCUGCGUGCUCCCGCAGUGUGCGCGUGCUCCAGCAGUGUGCGUGCUGGCGCAAAGCGCGGCCUUCCGCUCGGUGCUCGUCCUCAUCAUCACAACAAUAACAACCGGACCGAGUGUUCCGCGGCCCCCGGUGCGCUGACACGCUCACACCGGGCCUCAGUGACGGUAAGAGCCCGCUCCCUCGGUUCCCUCGGCCCCGCGCUCUCCUCGUGCUCCGGCUCCGGCUCCGGACCGCGGGAUGUUCUGCGCGUUCUCGAGUCGGUCAUGGCCGCCGCUCGAGCCCCGUCUCGCUCGUGUCGCCGCCCGCGUGCCUGUGUCGGUCCCGGACACGGCGCCGGGUGGAGCGCGGAGCACGCGGCCCGCGCCGUGUCCGGCCGGUAGAGACGUCGGCGGGUUCACCGGAGACAGUCUGACCGGAGCACACUCACCGGAUAAACGCCAUCUUGUAUGGCGGAAAUGGUGAAGUACGUGGACGACGAACAUAAGAGCGUCUUCCUGAAGCUGCUGAACGAGCAGCGUCUGGAGGGAGAACACUGUGACAUCGCCGUCGUGGUCGAAGACGUCAAGUUCCGCGCUCACCGCUGCGUCCUCGCCGCCUGCUCCAACUACUUCAAAAAACUGUUCAAGAAACACGAGGUGGACAACUCGUCCGUCAUUGAGAUCGACUUCAUUCGCUCCGACAUAUUUGAGGAAGUGUUGAACUACAUGUACACGUCAAAGAUCUCAGUGAAGAAGAGAGAUGUCAACCUGAUGAUGUCAUCAGGACAAAUCCUCGGUAUCCGCUUCCUAGACAAGCUCUGCUCCCAGAAACGAGACGUGUCCUCGGAGGACAAAGAGAAGUUUCCCUAUGACAUUGUGAAGAUGGCGCUGCCUCCGGAGGCGCAGCUCGCCCCGGAGUCAGAGGUCCUUUGCGCACACGAUGACCCGCCCACUGCUGAUGACCUCGUCGAGGCAUCGGCCAAUCAGGAGCUAGAUAAGUCUCCCAGUGCAGCGCUGCGAGUCCAGGAAGCCAUCUUGAAAGAACUAACAAAUGAGGACGUACACAAGGUGACCUGCUACGACCAGGACGUGGUGAUGGAGGCAGAGCCUAAAGAGUUGGGGGCGGAGCAUCACGCCACCCAGACGCUGACGUUCUCCGACAGUAUCGGGGAGGUGAAGGACGAGCAGCCGCCCGGUUGGUCGACGGCAACGACGGACAUGAAGUUUGAAUAUCUGUUGUAUGGACACCGAGAACAGCUGAGCUGUCAGGCAUGUGGCAAGAGCUUCCUGGAUGAGAGCCGGCUGAGGAAACACGAGAAGCUUCACUCGGCCGAGCGUCCGUUUGCCUGUGAGAUCUGCUCUAAAGCGUUCACGACACACGCUCACCUGAAAGAACACCUGAAGAUCCACACCGGCUUCAAACCGUAUCGAUGUGACGUUUGUGGAAAAUCGUUCAUUCGAGCUCCAGACCUGAAAAAACACGAACGAGUUCACAGCAACGAGCGACCGUUCGCCUGCCAGAUGUGUGACAAGGCGUUUAAACACAAGUCACACCUGAAGGACCAUGAGCGGAGACACAGAGGAGAGAAACCGUUCGUCUGCCCGUCCUGCACCAAGGCCUUCGCCAAGGCGUCGGAUCUGAAGCGUCAUGAAAACAACAUGCACAGUGAAAGGAAACAGCUGAAUCCACUGCAGAGCGACACAGAAACGCUGCAGGCGGCCGCCAUGGCUGCUGAGGAGCAACAUCUGGACAACAUCAGCUGAUCCCAACAUCUGGACAACAUCCUAACAUCUGGAUAAAAUCAACUGAUCCCAACAUCUGAACCACAUCAGCUGGACCACAUCAGAACAUCUGGACGACAUCAGCUGGACCACAUCAGAACAUCUGGACGACAUCAGCUGAUCCCAAAAUCUGGACCACAUCCCAACAUCUGGACAACAUCGGCUGGAAGACAUCUGGACGACAACAGAAAACAUUUGGACAACGGCUGUUCGUUACAUCACUGUAUUAAAAUGUCUAUCGAUUUAUUUUUCAUGACGUUUUUUGAUGAUGACCUCGUCAGUCAUGUGAUGAGCAUGUGGAACUCUUCAUGUAUGAUCUGUCACGUGUUUGUCUCGACGUGUGAGAAACUACCGGAGCCCAGAGCGGACAUAUGAACUCACAGGGCUGUUUCCAUGGCAACACUGACAGAAUAAUAAACGGUGUUUACAGUCACUGACCAGCAGGAGGAGACUUUGUUUUUACAUGAAUAAGAUUCAAACAAAAUAUGAAUAAAACCUUUUUUUAUUGUU
Molecule: messenger RNA, 2513 nt
Organism: Scophthalmus maximus (turbot)
Lineage: Eukaryota; Metazoa; Chordata; Actinopteri; Pleuronectiformes; Scophthalmidae
Gene: zbtb14
Product: zinc finger and BTB domain containing 14
Exons: 10
Coding region: 690-1985 (431 amino acids)
Biological process (GO): regulation of transcription by RNA polymerase II
Cellular component (GO): nucleus
Molecular function (GO): protein binding; DNA-binding transcription factor activity, RNA polymerase II-specific; RNA polymerase II cis-regulatory region sequence-specific DNA binding
Source: RefSeq, a predicted model, not a curated record